This is a messenger RNA of Enhydra lutris kenyoni (northern sea otter), 4470 nucleotides long. RefSeq names its product glutamate ionotropic receptor NMDA type subunit 2A. Gene Ontology annotation, biological process: long-term synaptic potentiation; monoatomic ion transport; synaptic transmission, glutamatergic. Lineage: Eukaryota; Metazoa; Chordata; Mammalia; Carnivora; Mustelidae. The record is from RefSeq and is a predicted model, not a curated record. The transcript is spliced from 13 exons. Bases 76 to 4470 code for a protein of 1464 amino acids. Gene Ontology annotation, cellular component: postsynaptic density membrane; postsynaptic membrane; NMDA selective glutamate receptor complex. Gene Ontology annotation, molecular function: NMDA glutamate receptor activity; transmitter-gated monoatomic ion channel activity involved in regulation of postsynaptic membrane potential.
CGAGAUGCUCGUGCGCGCAGCGCGCCCCACUGCAUCCUCGACCUUCUCCGGCUACAGGGACCGUAAGUGGCGACUAUGGGCAGACUGGGUUAUUGGACCCUGCUGGUGCUGCCGGCCCUUCUGGUCUGGCGCGGCCCGGCGCAGGGCGCGGCGGUGGAGAAGGGUACCCCGGCGCUGAACAUUGCGGUGCUGCUGGGUCACAGCCACGACGUGACGGAGCGCGAACUGCGAAACCUGUGGGGCCCAGAGCAGGCAGCAGGGCUGCCCCUGGACGUGAACGUGGUAGCCCUGCUGAUGAACCGGACGGACCCCAAGAGCCUCAUUACGCAUGUGUGCGACCUCAUGUCUGGGGCGCGCAUCCAUGGCCUUGUCUUUGGGGACGACACCGACCAGGAGGCCGUGGCUCAGAUGCUGGAUUUUAUCUCUUCGCAGACUUUCAUACCCAUCCUGGGCAUCCACGGGGGCGCGUCUAUGAUCAUGGCUGACAAGGACCCAACAUCAACCUUCUUCCAGUUCGGAGCGUCCAUCCAGCAACAAGCCACAGUCAUGCUGAAGAUCAUGCAGGAUUACGACUGGCACGUCUUCUCCCUGGUGACCACCAUCUUCCCCGGGUACCGGGACUUCAUCAGCUUCAUCAAGACCACCGUGGACAACAGCUUUGUGGGCUGGGACAUGCAGAACGUGAUCACCUUGGACACUUCCUUUGAGGACGCCAAGACCCAGGUCCAGCUGAAGAAGAUCCACUCCUCCGUCAUCCUGCUCUACUGUUCCAAAGAUGAGGCUGUCCUCAUCCUGAGUGAGGCCCGCUCCCUGGGCCUCACCGGAUAUGAUUUCUUCUGGAUCAUCCCCAGCUUGGUUUCUGGGAACACAGAGCUCAUCCCAAAGGAGUUCCCGUCAGGCCUCAUUUCGGUCUCCUACGACGACUGGGACUACAGCCUGGAGGCGCGGGUGAGGGACGGCCUGGGCAUCCUCACCACGGCCGCAUACUCCAUGUUGGAGAAGUUCUCCUACAUCCCCGAGGCCAAGGCGAGCUGCUACGGGCAGACGGAGAAGCCGGACACCCCGCCGCACACUCUGCACCAAUUCAUGGUCAACGUGACAUGGGAUGGCAAAGACUUGUCCUUCACUGAGGAAGGCUACCAGGUGCACCCCAGGCUGGUGGUGAUUGUGCUGAACAAGGACCGAGAAUGGGAGAAGGUGGGCAAGUGGGAGAACCAGACCCUGAGCCUGCGGCACGCCGUGUGGCCAAGGUACAAGUCCUUCUCAGACUGUGAGCCGGACGACAACCAUCUGAGCAUCGUCACCCUGGAGGAGGCCCCCUUUGUCAUCGUGGAGGACAUAGACCCGUUGACCGAGACGUGCGUGAGGAACACCGUGCCGUGCCGGAAGUUUGUCCGAAUCAACAAUUCAACCAAUGAGGGCAUGAAUGUUAAAAAAUGCUGCAAGGGCUUCUGCAUCGAUAUCCUGAAGAAGCUUUCCCGCACUGUGAAGUUCACCUAUGACCUUUACCUGGUGACUAAUGGGAAGCAUGGCAAGAAAGUCAACAAUGUGUGGAACGGGAUGAUUGGGGAAGUGGUCUACCAACGGGCGGUCAUGGCGGUCGGCUCGCUCACCAUCAACGAGGAGCGCUCGGAAGUGGUGGACUUCUCCGUGCCCUUUGUGGAGACGGGGAUCAGUGUCAUGGUUUCAAGAAGCAACGGCACUGUCUCACCUUCUGCUUUUCUAGAACCGUUCAGCGCCUCCGUCUGGGUCAUGAUGUUCGUGAUGCUGCUCAUUGUGUCCGCCAUCGCUGUUUUUGUCUUCGAGUACUUCAGUCCUGUUGGAUACAACAGAAACUUAGCCAAAGGGAAAGCACCCCACGGGCCUUCUUUCACGAUUGGCAAAGCUAUAUGGCUCCUCUGGGGCCUGGUGUUCAACAACUCCGUGCCUGUGCAGAACCCCAAAGGGACCACCAGCAAGAUCAUGGUGUCUGUGUGGGCCUUCUUCGCCGUCAUCUUCCUGGCCAGCUACACGGCCAACCUGGCUGCUUUCAUGAUCCAGGAGGAAUUCGUGGACCAAGUGACCGGCCUCAGUGACAAAAAGUUUCAGAGACCUCACGACUAUUCCCCACCUUUCCGAUUUGGCACGGUGCCUAACGGCAGUACUGAGAGAAACAUUCGUAAUAACUACCCCUACAUGCAUCAGUACAUGACAAAAUUCAAUCAGAAGGGAGUGGAGGAUGCCUUGGUCAGCUUGAAAACAGGGAAACUGGACGCUUUCAUCUACGAUGCGGCGGUCUUAAAUUACAAGGCUGGCAGGGAUGAAGGCUGUAAGCUCGUGACCAUCGGCAGUGGGUACAUCUUUGCCACCACUGGUUACGGAAUCGCCCUCCAGAAGGGCUCGCCUUGGAAGAGGCAGAUUGACCUGGCCCUGCUCCAGUUUGUGGGUGAUGGCGAGAUGGAGGAGCUGGAGACCCUGUGGCUCACGGGGAUCUGCCACAACGAGAAGAACGAGGUGAUGAGCAGCCAGCUGGACAUCGACAACAUGGCGGGCGUGUUCUACAUGCUGGCGGCCGCCAUGGCUCUCAGCCUCAUCACCUUCAUCUGGGAACACCUCUUCUACUGGAAGCUGCGCUUCUGCUUCACCGGCGUCUGCUCCGACCGCCCGGGGCUGCUCUUCUCCAUCAGCAGGGGCAUUUACAGCUGUAUCCACGGGGUACACAUCGAGGAGAAGAAGAAGUCUCCAGACUUCAACCUGACCGGGUCCCAGAGCAACAUGUUAAAGCUGCUCCGGUCGGCCAAAAACAUCUCCGACGUGUCCAACGUGAACUCCUCGAGAAUGGAUUCCCCCAAGAGGGCUGCGGACUUCAUCCAGAGAGGCUCCCUCAUCGUGGACAUGGUUUCCGAUAAGGGAAAUAUGAUCUACUCGGACAACAGGUCCUUUCAGGGGAAAGACAACAUUUUUGGGGACAACAUGAGCGAGCUGCAGACGUUCGUGGCCAGCAGGCACAAGGACAACCUCAACAACUACGUGUUCCAGGGACAGCACCCCCUGACUCUCAAUGAGUCCAACCCCAACACGGUGGAGGUGGCCGUGAGCACCGAGUCCAAAGCGAACUCAAGGCCCCGGCAGCUGUGGAAGAAAUCCAUGGAGUCGCUGCGCCAGGACUCGAUGAGCCAGAACCCGGUCUCCCAGAGGGACGAGGGGGCGGCGGAGAACAGGACCCACUCCCUGAAGAGCCCUCGGUACCUUCCGGAAGAGGUGGCCCACUCGGACGUUUCAGAAACUUCGAGUCGGGCCACGUGCCACAGGGAGCCCGACAACAGCAAGAACCACAAGACCAAGGACAACUUCAAGAGGUCCGUGGCCUCCAAAUUCCCCAAGGACUGCAGCGAGGCCGAGCGCUCCCACCUGAAAACCAAAGCCGGCUCCCCCAGGGACAAGAUCUACACCAUCGACAGCGAGAAGGAGCCCAGUUUCCACCUGGACCCGCCCCAGUUCGUGGAAAACAUGGCCCUGCCCGAGAACGUGGACUUCCCCGACCCCUACCAGGACCCCAACGAAAACUUCCGCAAGGGGGACCCCGGGCUGCCCACGAACAGGACCGCCCUGCACACCGAGGACGUGCUCCCCAACAACGACAAACACAAAUUCUACUCCAAGCACUUCACCCUGAAAGACAAGAGCUCUCCUCUAAGCGAGGGUGGCGACCGGUACCGGCAGAACUCCACGCACUGCCGGAGCUGCCUGUCCAACCUGCCCGCCUACUCGGGCCACUUCACCGUGCGGUCCCCCUUCAAGUGCGACGCCUGCCUGCGGAUGGGCAACCUGUACGACAUCGACGAAGACCAGAUGCUCCAGGAGACGGGCAGCCCGGCCGCCCAGGAGGAGGUCUACCAGCAGGACUGGGCGCAGAACAGCACCCUCCAGUUCCAGAAAAACAAGCUCAGGAUCAGCCGUCAGCACUCCUACGAUAACAUCGUGGACAAGCCCAGGGAGAUAGACCUCAGCAGGCCAUCCAGGAGCAUCAGCCUCAAGGACCGGGAACGGCUCCUGGAGGGGAAUUUGUACGGGAGCCUCUUUAGCGUGCCCGCCAGCAAACUCUCGGGGAACAAGAGCGCCCUCUUCCCGCAGGGUCUGGAGGACAGCAAGCGGAGCAAGUCCCUCUUGCCCGACCACGCCUCCGAUAACCCCUUCCUCCGUUGCUAUGGGGACGACCGACGCUUAGUCAUCGGGAGGUGCCCCUCGGACCCUUACAAGCACUCGCUGCCGUCCCAGGCCGGGAACGACAGCUACCUUCGAUCGUCCCUGAGGUCAACGGCAUCCUACUGCUCCAGGGACAGCAGAGGCCCCGGCGACGUGUACAUUCCAGAGCAUGUUAUGCCUUAUGCUGCAAACAAGAACAGUAUGUACUCUAACCCCAGGGUUUUGAACCCCUGCAGCAAUAGACGUGUGUACAAGAAAAUGCCUAGUAUUGAAUCUGAUGUUUAA